This is a messenger RNA of Chelonus insularis, 7775 nucleotides long. RefSeq names its product protein tyrosine kinase 2 Fak (gene Fak). Gene Ontology annotation, cellular component: cytoskeleton; focal adhesion. The transcript has 20 exons. Gene Ontology annotation, molecular function: protein tyrosine kinase activity; ATP binding. Lineage: Eukaryota; Metazoa; Arthropoda; Insecta; Hymenoptera; Braconidae. The record is from RefSeq and is a predicted model, not a curated record. Gene Ontology annotation, biological process: signal complex assembly; protein phosphorylation. The coding region runs from base 342 to 5747 and encodes 1801 amino acids.
AUUAGAUUUUUUUAUCUACCAACAUACAGAAACUAAUGCAGAAACAAUUAUCAAUCUGAUGAUGAAUGAACUUGGAAGCUCAUUAAUAAGUGAAUUUAGUGAAUGCUGGAGAACUGAGUAGUGGUGAUUAUUUGAAAGUGAUUAGAUUUGCUAUAAAUCACUGUCAUUAGCUGUUAAUAAUAUCAGUGAUAAAAUGAAUGACGUUAUAAUAAUCGAGAAACAUGUAAUUUUUUGUUCCGACACUCCCCCAUUGAAAAUUAUACGCGAAAAAAUGGAAAAGACUGUAAUCAAGUUUAUUGUAGAAAACAAUGAAGUAACGGAUUAAAGUGAAAUGUGCAAUAAUGCUCAGUCUCAUAGAACGUAAAACAAGUGGGAUGUCAUGGCCUACGGCAACUCAUCCUAAUUUGAACUUUAGCAAACUCGUGACAAAGCCUGUAGGCGAUAUGAUCCUGCGACGUUCAUCAGAGCAGGAAACUCCAAAGCCAAGACACCGAUCAUCUGUUUGGCAACGUAACAGUAAAGGUUUGCUUUGUGCUCUCGGUCAAUUUGGUUGCAGUGAUUCCCACUACAGUCCUGAUACCAUCGGGACAUGGAAGUUCCAUCGGGUUUCGCGUCCAAGCCAUGAGGGGAUGAGCGCUGGAGGCGGUGAUGGAGCUGGCGGUAUCCAGACUGGAGGUGGUGGAAAAAAUACUCCACCUCAUGGCUCGCCUACCCCUAUGGACAAAGCCACCUUGAAGGUUCACUUACCUAAUGGUGGAUUUAAUGUCGUCAAGUUUGGAGAUGCGAUCGAUGUCAAAGGAAUAAUUUCCCUGGUGACCAGUCGAUUGGCCGUUGGAACAAGAAACUACAAAAAUCUGUACGCCAUGAGAUUACAUCAUCCAGGAUCUGGAGAGAGUUAUUGGCUCCAUCAGGACACAACAAUGUAUCAAGUGCAAGAGAAAUAUGAGCGAAAACACCCUCACUCUGAGUGGAGGUAUGAACUACGGGUCCGUUAUUUACCUCAGAACCUUAAUGAUUUAUAUGAGAAAGAUAAAGUCACAUUUUACUACUAUUAUGAUCAGGUACGGAACGAUUAUCUGAAUGCGAAUCACUCAACGCUAGAUCAAGAUGUGGCCGUCCAACUAUGUUGCUUAGAGAUACGAUAUUUCUUCAAAGACAUGCCGCAAGUGGCUCUCGACAAGAAGAGCAACCUGGAGUACCUGGAACGAGAGGUAGGAUUGCAUAAAUUCCUUCCACGCUCAGUGCUGAACGGCGUGAAACCGAAAACAUUGCGAAAGCUCAUUCAGCAACACUUCAAGAAGGUCGCUGCUCUCACUGAGCUCGAAUGUAUGUUCAAGUUCUUCGAUCUUCUACGCUCGCACUAUAGAUUUGAUCAGGAAAGGUUUAUAUGCGCAUUAGGGUCGAGCUGGUCAAUUCCAGUUGAACUAGUUAUCGGUCCAGAUCUUGGGAUCUCAUACAUGGCACAUCGAGGUGGAACAGUGCCCACGAGAAUGGCUGAGUUCUCUCAAAUUCAAUCGAUUCAAACUCUUGUUUCCGACUGUAAAGAACAUGCCAAAGCUUGUAUUAAACUUAGAGUUGCUGGAGCCUCAGAGACACUUAGUAUCACUUGUUCAAGUUUGGAUCAAGCUGAAAGUCUGGCUGAUUUAAUCGAUGGUUACUGUCGGUUAACCACAGGAUCUAACACUUCGCUAUGGAAUAGAAAAGCUGCUUCAUGGAAAAAUUACCCAUGUCCCUGUAAAGAUGCUCAUCCACCAAAGUACCGACAAGAUAAUAGUGGUAGCCCUGAGAAAAACGCCGGAAAGACUGGAACAAUUUUAUCGGAGGAUUAUGCAGAGAUUGUUGACGAAGAGGGCGAUUACUCCACACCAGCUGCUCGUGACUACGAAAUAGUUAGAAAUCAAGUAGAGUUAGGUGAGAUAAUAGGCGAAGGACAGUUUGGAAAUGUUCAUAAGGGAUCGUACAAAGGUCGAGACGGUCAGACAAUUGCUGUCGCUGUUAAAACGUGUAAGGUCGACGCCGAUCUUGCGACCGCUGAAAAAUUCUUGGAAGAAGCUUACAUAAUGCAGCAGUUUGAACAUCCAUACAUAAUAAGAUUGAUCGGCGUUUGCUCAGAGGCACCAAUCUGGCUGGUAAUGGAACUGGCACGGUUAGGUGAAAUGAGGGCAUACUUACAGAACAAUAAACAUCGUCUUGAUCUCGCUACUCUUUUGCUCUAUACAUUUCAAUUGAGCACAGCACUGUCUUAUCUUGAAAGUAAAAAAUUUGUUCAUCGAGAUAUUGCAGCAAGGAAUGUUUUAGUAUCAUCUCAUACAUGUGUAAAGCUUGCUGAUUUUGGUUUAAGUCGAUGGGUGGAGGACCAAAGUUAUUAUAUCGCUAGUAAAUGUAAAUUACCUAUAAAAUGGAUGGCACCUGAGAGCAUUAACUUUAGACGAUUUACGACGUCGUCCGAUGUAUGGAUGUUUGGUGUUUGCAUGUGGGAAAUAUUGAUGUUAGGAGUCAAACCAUUCCAAGGAGUAAAGAAUAAUGAAGUGAUACGUAAACUAGAAAAUGGAGAACGAUUGGCUCUUCCUGAUCGAUGUCCUCCGCGUUUAUAUUCUUUGAUGUCUCAAUGCUGGAGUUACGAACCGAGUAAACGACCAACUUUCAAAGACAUUCGAGAAAACUUGCAUGAAAUUUUAUUGGAAGAAAGACAUCAGCAGCAGGAAACGAUGAAACGUGAAAACCGUCGAGUGCAAGCUAUGUCCUGGGGAGCAGAUGAUGUUCCACCUCCUAAACCUUCGAGACAACCUCAAACAUCCAUGGAGCCCGUUCAGGUAUCGACAACAGCAGCUCCCGUGUCCACAUAUAUCGUUGCGCAGAGUCCAGAGGUGUUAGCUCAACUAUUAAAGGAUAACCAAGCUCGGGGGGUAUGUCCCUCUGUGUACACGACGCCUGCCUCUGCCUUCAAUACGCUUGCGGUUCAGUUUCAAGAUGAUCAGCAAGUUCUUACUACUGCUACUGUAUCAGACUUACCUUUCUUCGAACCUACCGUUUCCGAACCCAGUAGCAUCGGCUACAAUGAAUGUCCAUCUGCAGAUUCAGCUCAAUCAGAAGCGAAUCUAGACUCCCUUGACUCUACAGAUACAAUGUCAUCCAUUAUGUCUAAUCUUAGCAUGUCGGAUUCUAUUCAAACGCAAUCACCUGCCGCGAAUCGAAAGCAACAGCAACAACGUAAGGUUAAAGAGAUGCAAAAUUUAUAUGCAGUCAGUUCGAAGGUGGUUGGUAAUGUGACAGGUGAUUUAUAUUCACCUGUUCAAAAAUUUUCGGUCUCUUCUGGCGUACCAGUAUCUACUGUGACAUCUGUGAGUGGUGAUAUUUAUGGUCCCGUUGCGAAUUUUACUCAAAGCUCAGCAAUUAUCGGUAAUUUUAGUCAGGGUCCAAAUGUCGGUAGUAAUUUUAGUGAAAAUAUUGAUAAUUCCGGGCCCAAUAGUUUCAAUAAUGUUACAAAUCAUCAAGUUCCUACUAGUCUGAUGUCUCAGCAUGCACAAAAUCAACCUAUCUUUUCUCAGUUUGCCAAGUGUUCUUCCUCAGGUGUUUCUCAGGCAUCUGGUGGCGGUCAGAGCUCGGUUAUGUCCUCAUCAAAUUUAAAGAAUGCUAUUGGUGGUGGGGUUAGUUCAGCUAUUCCCGUUUCAGGCACUGAAUGUUUGUACGGUCCUGUGUUAAAAUUCCGUGCACAAACAGCUCACAGUCAAGUCUGCACUGAUGCAAAAUCUGCAUCUUCCGUUGGGCAAUUUGCUCAAAACUCGCGAGUUUAUAGUCCGCCAACACAAAAUUUCCAACAACAAACAGUACAUGCACAAAAUUAUCAACAUCAACAACAUCCAAAUUUUGGACAAGGUGGAUCAUCAGUGCAUGAGAUAAGAGCAAAAUAUAUUGCCAAUAUUCAGCAAAUGAAUCAACAACAAGCACCUAUUGUUACUCCAACACAAUACCCGGUUCAUGGACAAGCUAAUGGAGUAGCACCAACUUAUACAGUCCAAUCAACCCCAGCCAUGGUUGUUCAGGCGCAGAAUUCAUCUCAACAGGGAUUUGAAAACCAAACACCAACCAGUGGUUAUAUUAAUCCAUCAGUCAAUCAACAAUAUUCAGCAAUGGUGCACGUAUCUCAUCCACAAUUCGCUGUACCGAUACAGCAAAUUAAUCAGCCUCAAUAUUCAUCUUCACCAGUAAAACAUAUGCCAAUAAAUUCUGGAGGUAUCGGUGAUUUUAAUCAACAAGGUGUCAAUUGUUCAAUUGCUAAUGCACAGAUGGCAAACGUCAGUCCACAAUCAUCUAGACCUAGUGGACCACAAGUAGCCACUGGCAUUGCUAAAAUAACGACUUUUGUUAGUUCUAAUACAGAAGAACAACUCGUGAGCUCCAUCGAUGGUACUUUAUCCAGCUCGCUGGUUUCUUCAGCUGUCAGCGACAGUACCAUGUCAUCUAGCGGCUCAAUCUUAGAAGAGGUUCAGCAAGAUCAGAGAAAUACACAGUCGCAAUUGUUUGACAAUACUACUGAAAAUAUUCAUAACAGCAUCGAUGAAGAACAAAAAUUAUUGGAACAAAGACUUUUUGAACAACAAAGGCAAUCGGAGGAAGAUGGCCGAUGGCUUGCAAGAGAGGAAAAGCGAUUAUCCAUUGCUACAAGUGGCGAUGAGAGUGCGAGUCCUCCUAUUCCACGUUCCAUGACCCAAUCACCAGCUCACGAGACUCAUAGUGCCAAUACAAGUUCGUUUGGUUCGGAUAAAAGUGGUGACAAAAUUAUUGUCGUCAAGAAAAUGGAACCCACACCUACUGCUGAUCUAGACCGAACAAAUGACAAAGUAUACGAUUGUACAACCAAUGUUGUUCGAGCUGUAAUGUCCUUAUCUCAAGGAGUUCAACAAAGUAAAGCUGAUCAGUAUUUAGAACUGGUACGAAGAGUAGGAAUUGACCUCAGAUCGUUGCUAUCUUCAGUAGAUAGUCUUGUAGACAUUUUACCUGCAACAGCGCAUCGACAGGUUGAAAUGGCUCAUAAAGUAUUAAGUAAAGACAUGGCUGAUCUUGUGACCGCAAUGAAAUUGGCUCAGAAUUACAGUUCUACUACUUUGGAUGCUGAAUAUAGAAAGGGAAUGUUAUCUGCUGCUCACGUUUUAGCGAUGGAUGCAAAGAAUUUACUCGAUGUUAUAGAUUCAAUUCGUAUUCAUUAUCCGUAUGUAGAUAAUCAGAUUUGCGAGAGGCACCACGAAAACAUUUGUAACACCCGUCAAUCAACUCCAGAGCAUCGGAUUCGUUCAAGUCAAUCAGGAGAACAGCUCUUGAGACGAAGUCAAUCAACUGAGAGGUCGGAAAUGACUUUCAGACAAAGUCAAAGUGGAGAUGUAUUACACAGAUUAGAUGGUAGACAAGUUGAUCGUUCAUUACCUGGUAGUCCAUCGGACGGAAGUUCAAUGUCUAGCCUAGAGCGAAGACAUCGCAUAGUGACCAACAGCUUAGAGAGGAAUUCAACUGCAAGAAAACAAACAGCUACGAACAGCUUAGAACGGAAACGACCAUCAAUACCUUGCACAGGUUCUCCACAUAAUUCAAUAAGUUUGCCGCCAAUUGUACCCGUUUCCUGCAAUGUAGUGCAGACGACAGCGCCAAUUAUUCAUCCAAGUCAAAUGAUAACGAAAGAUUUGAGCCAGUCUCCAUCAAUUUAUCCAAACAAUGGCAAGGAUAUAAGUGAAGUUGCAUCAAAUGACAGCUAACAGAACAAUGUUUUAUCUUCAUUUGCACGGUUCGAGACUUUCAAUAGUGUUUAAAUAAAAGCCAAGUCAUUCGUUAUCACGUGAUAAUCAGUAUCCAUAUAAAUCCAUAUUCAUUAAUAAUUCCAAGUAAACGUGAACAUACGCAUCAUCGUCUGUAUAUAAAGUGAAUGAUCAUUCAUUUAGAUAUAUUCAGAUUAUGCAUAAAUAUAUUUUUUUUCUCAAGUCUAAGCGAUCGAUUGUGCUUGUCCGAUUUUUAUAAUUUCAUACUUUAUACAUUUUUGUCAAAGUGUACUUACACAUAGGACAGUAUUCUCUAGAUUUAGCAUUCAUCAGCGACGAUUCCAUGAGAUGAAAACUAUUUUUUCUGUUGUCUAAUUUUUUUAUCAAAUUAAAUUUUAUUUUGUUACUUUAUAAAUUGAUUUAUUGUACGAUCGAAAAAUUCACUUUUGUGUUAUAUUCAAAGUAUUCAAUCAUAAUAAAAUGAUGUUAUAUAAAGAAGAAAUAAAUUAAGUGGAGAUUUAUAAAAUUUAUCUGUAUUUGUAUAAAUUGUUUUUAUUGCGUUUAUAAGGAAGAAUUCUUUCACAUGGAAUCAGCUAUGAAUAGAAGAAACCUUAUCAAACAGUCAAGGCGAGAAUUAUAAAAAAAAAAACUCCAAAGCUUUAGAGUAUUCGUCAGUAUAUUCAUUAUUUUAUAAUAACUAUUACAAUAGGGUGAUUCAAAUGAACUGCUCAAUUCAAUAAAAACUAGGCAUAUCUGUUUGCAACAUGAAGCUAUAGUAUGCAUACGAAGAAACGCUAAAAUAAUAUAACAAUAAAAUAGUAUGAUAACAAUGGAGCAUGCAGCUUUCAUAUUAUUCCUGAUUCUUGAAAGAAGCUUUUAAAAUUUUUUGAAUAACGAAACUGUUGCAAAAGUUUAAAUUUUACGGUAAAACUGUGUAGGGUGAAUGUAGUAUCAUUGUUUCACCCCCUAGCAGAUAAAUAUAUUCAUAUUAUGAAUUAUUGUAUAUUGAUGUGGUAAUAUAUUUGAAUAGUAUCCUCAUUAAUAUUUUGCGUCGACAAAUUGUAUUUUUAACAUAUAUACCACUGAUUCAUUGUUGCAUCGUAGAAUUAUUUGAACACAUGAAGUAUUUGUUAUUGAAAUCGAAUUGUAACAAAAGCAAAAAUUCAUUCUUUGAUUAUAUCCUCACUUGACAUUUCAAAUUACAAUCGGAAAUCUCCAUUAUUCCAUUAAAUUCGGGGCCAGCGAUUUCAAAUUAUAGCCCGUUUAUAAAAUUAAUGACGAAAGCGUUGAAUUUUUGUAAUUUUGGAGCAUUUUAGAGACUAUUGGACUGUGCACAUUACCAGUAAUUUGAUAAAUAGAUUCGUAUUUGUACUAAUUUAGAUAUUGAUAACAUUUUACCACGUUUAUAGAAAAAAAUACGAUGCAGUUUUUAUCAACUAAGUGACAGAAUAAUUAAAUGAAACAAUGAAACUCGAAGACAUUUUUAAUACAAGAAAACUUUUUCAUUUGUAUGCCAGUUUUGUAAACACAGUUAAUUUAUUUUUAUGAUACAACAAUUGAUUAUUUUUUCAAUACUCUGGCUGCGAUAAAGAUGAGAAAUAUUUCCAUUAUUUGAAUGUAUGUUAUUAUGUUUAAAACCUUGUAUAUAUUAUUUUUAUUUCUUGUAAAUUAUGUUAUAUAGUGUGCAUUUUUUAAAUUGAUUUGCAGAUAUUUUUGUUUGUACAUUAAAAUUUAUAUGUAUCAAUUUCAAUUUCGAGAUUUUACUAGAAAAAGCUGUCAUUUAAAUUUAUUCAUUAUAUAAUUACAAUAUCUUGUUAUAAAUUAUCAGAAUUCGUGGUUGUCAUUAAAUGAAUUAUGAAAAGUUUAUAUUCAUCUGAUAAACUAAAUUAUAAUAAAUGUUAAAUAACAGUUUAAAAAAGACUUACUUUAAGUGAGCCUACGCAAUAAAUAUUCCUUGGAAAUAUCAAUAGAUUAAAAAAUUUCAUAUUCGUUUGAACUCGAAACGCACAUUUUUGAUGACAAUUUAUU